UGCUAUCUUAAUUAUAUAAUUAUUUUAAUAUUUAUGUUUACUUGUAUUUUCAACUGUAAUUAAAUUUCCAAAUAACCUGAACUUAUGUGCUUCCUCCCGAAGCCUUUAUGAUGAACACAACUUCUUAGUAGACGUCCUGAACACUGUCAAAAAUGAAUCCAUUUUUUGGAAGGUCUUCAGGAUUGAUGUUAGCUCUAACAUUGGGAGUAUGUUCUUCUUUCUAUAUUAUGCAGCCUGCUUUGAAACAGCAAAGGUAAACUAAACUGAGUAUUCACUUGAUUAUUAAUAAAUCGUGUUUCUAGAGACGAAUAUCAAAAUUCGCGAGACUUGACUCAGGCUAACGAGAAAAAAGAAGAAACUUUGCGCGGCUAAUUAUUUAAUUGGAAUACAUGCGAAUGUCGAUUUAUUUUCAAAUACCAUACAUUUAAUUAAUGAUUUAUUUCUGGUUUGCACAUCGGCAAAAGAUAUUAAAUUAAUUAUCUAUAGCAACUGCUGAUGUUUUGUGAAUCGUAUUUAUCGUAGCCGACAUUAACAUUAACUAUCAAACCC
Molecule: messenger RNA, 549 nt
Organism: Schizosaccharomyces octosporus yFS286
Lineage: Eukaryota; Fungi; Ascomycota; Schizosaccharomycetes; Schizosaccharomycetales; Schizosaccharomycetaceae
Exons: 2
Coding region: 153-257 (34 amino acids)
Source: RefSeq, a predicted model, not a curated record